Messenger RNA from Phytophthora sojae, 465 nucleotides. RefSeq lists its product as hypothetical. Gene Ontology annotation, biological process: regulation of transcription by RNA polymerase II. Gene Ontology annotation, cellular component: mediator complex. NCBI's taxonomy places the organism in Eukaryota, Oomycota, Peronosporomycetes, Peronosporales, Peronosporaceae. The transcript has 4 exons. The coding region runs from base 9 to 386 and encodes 125 amino acids. Gene Ontology annotation, molecular function: transcription coregulator activity. The record is from RefSeq and is a predicted model, not a curated record.
CCGCGACGAUGGACUCGACGGACGCCGACGCCUCCAUCUCCAAGGCCAAGCUGCACGAGACGUUCGACGUGCUGCCGAACCUCAUCGACGUGCUCAAGGACGUGCUGUCGGCCAACUCGACCCAGGAGACCAUGCGCAUCGGAGACGUCUCGGCCUCGGCCGUGUCGGUGAAGCAGAAGUACACGGAGGCGCUGGAGCUGCUGCGCUCGCUGCCGGGCACCGACACGUCGCUGGAGGAGCAGGAAACCGCCAUCGCCAACGCCAAGGCCGAGCUCAAGCGCAUUUCGGACGUCGUGGAGCUCUACAGCAACACGCUGUACCGCGGGACGGACGAGCCGCGCGCCGAGAUCAACGACGCAUUCUCUCGCAAGAGCCUCCUGAAGUGAGAGCUCCACCUCUCAAGGUAGACCUUCCCCAUCGGAGGCACAGAAUCGAUCUUCAACUGCAGAAGCGUUGGCUGGUUGU